Molecule: messenger RNA, 1276 nt
Organism: Phanerochaete carnosa HHB-10118-sp
Lineage: Eukaryota; Fungi; Basidiomycota; Agaricomycetes; Polyporales; Phanerochaetaceae
Exons: 5
Coding region: 62-1276 (404 amino acids)
Source: RefSeq, a predicted model, not a curated record
GCACUCACCACGACAUUCACGUCAGACCUCGCCCUCGAGGAACGCCCCAACUUUUUCUAACAUGGCUAUCCAAGACUAUGACAACGGUCUGCGCAAACUAUCCCGGCAUGAUCUUCAACAAUUGGCAAAACUGCAUAAAGUUAAAGCAAACCUCAAGAGCGAGGCAAUAAUUCGGCAGCUCAUUCAAAAGGGAGUGAAGAUCGGGAACGCGGAUCCCCAAGGCCUGGUACUCCAACAUCUGCCAGCUGAGCCAACCAGCGGCUCGAUGUACCCUGGUUCGCCUCCGCCUGACAUGGAGCAGACAGCCAGCAUCCCAAACAGGCCAGUCUCGGCUACACAGUUCUUGAGCGAUAUAAACAUGGAGGUCCAAAAGAGACUCAGCUAUGUCAGUCCAGAGCCUUCUUCACCGGUCGCUGGCCUCCCGCCAUCUCUGCAGCCGCAUUGGGGAGAUAGUGUUUCCAAUCGAUAUGAACCCACGAACGUCCAGAAACUAGACGAUUCAAUGGAAUUGGAAGAUUAUGAAGACGUAAUGACUGACUAUAACACUCAGAAUUCUAUCGGUCCGCCGGCUCAUCACCGUCCACAGUCCGCUGCUUACGACGCCCAAUGCUUCGCCCCUCCAUCGAUACAAGUUGGCCGACAGCUUGAACCCCCGACCCAGUCUGCCGCUGAGGCUUCGCGACCCCGGUACACACCCAACGGCAAGCACGUUUACACGGACGACCCUAAGCAGCCGAUACGACCCAGAGUUUUCUAUCAAAAGCACGACCAAAACCGACCUUCUGCGUGUCACACUCAGCGGCCUCCCACUCGGAAGACCGCGCGUCGAUAUCUCCGGGAAUGCCUGUCGUACAUCAGCGAGCAGGAGGAGCUUCACGGUCAGCUGCAGGACAUACAGGACAUACAGGCAGUGGCCAAGCAAAAACUCAGCGCUUCUGAACGACGGUUGGCGAGGAUCCAGAAGGCGCGUGUUGCCAUCGAGAAGCACUGGAUGCGGAUGCUCAAGGCCGACCCUCGGCUGCACGACGGCUCCUGGUCUUGGACGCGUCCCGAGACGGCCGAGCAAGAAGCCGCGCCCCCGCCCCCAGGACCGCCGGAAUGGAGGGCGGAUGAUUAUAGCACCGACCUCGACAGUCCUGACGAUGACUUUGAGAUAGCGGAGGAGGUGGAGGGUCGUCGCGAGAAGAAGUACAAGGGUCUAAGGCGCUCGAAGACCCAGGCCGCACACUUCGAAGAUGCUGUAGCACGCUUCGAGGCAUGGACAUCUCUGAUAUAA